CAAAGAACUCUCUCUCUCUGUUAAGCAAAAGCAAAAGCAAAAGCAAAAGCCAAAGCCGCCACUACCUCCCGCCGGAAUCUCACUUGCUUCGUCGGAACCAUAAGAAAAUACAGCUCUUGGAGCUCGGAAAGUUUGCUUUUCUCAUGUGAGUGCUUUUCGUCUUCUUUUAGAUUAAUUUAUAGGAUCUGAAACUGAUUUACUGAGAAAGAGAGACGGGAGGGAAAGAUGUACGUGGUGCCUGCGCCCAAGAGAUCCGACCCGGGAUCGGUGGGAUCUUCCGGUGAUUUAUUGGUUUUCCAAGCUUGGAAAGGCAGCAAUAUAUUUUUUCUUCAGGGGAGGUUUAUAUUUGGACCAGAUGCAAGGUCGCUGUUCCUGACUAUAUUUCUAAUUGUUGCUCCUGUUGCUGUGUUCUGUGUCCUUGUCGCCAGAAAACUGAUGGAUGAUUUUUCUCAUCACUGGGGGACUUCUAUAAUACUUGUUGCUGCCUUAUUCACAGUUUAUGUUUUGAUUCUUCUUCUCUUAACUUCUGGAAGAGAUCCUGGCGUAAUACCACGCAAUGCACGCUCUCCUGAACCAGAAGGCUUUGAUGGGAGGACAGAUGUUGGGGCUGGCCAAACUCCACAGUUACAUUUGCCUCGCAUCAAGGAGGUUGAGGUCAAUGGAAUCACUGUCAAGAUCAAGUAUUGUGAUACAUGCAUGCUCUAUAGGCCUCCUCGCUGCUCACACUGCUCAAUCUGCAAUAACUGUGUAGAACGUUUUGACCAUCACUGUCCAUGGGUAGGACAAUGUAUUGGGCUGAGAAACUACCGAUUUUUCUUCAUGUUUGUCUUCUCCACGACUCUUCUCUGUACAUAUAUUUUUGCGUUUUGCUGGGUCUACAUCAGGAUGAUCAUGGAUGCAGAGAAUACUACGAUCUGGAAAGCAAUGAUCAAAACCCCUGCAUCUAUUGUUCUAAUUAUUUACACAUUCAUAUCAAUGUGGUUUGUUGGUGGUCUUACAGCAUUUCAUUUAUAUCUCAUCAGUACAAAUCAGACAACAUAUGAGAACUUCAGAUAUCGAUAUGACCGGCUUGCCAACCCUUACAACAAAGGAGUUGUUGAUAACUUCAGGGAGAUAUUUUGCUCUAGCGUUCCCCCUUCGAAGAACAAUUUCAGGGCAAAGGUGCCUAGAGAACCUUCUUUGCCAACUCGUCCAGUGGGUAGGUUUAUGAGUCCAAAUAUCUGGAAGAGCGGUGAUGACAUUGAAACGGGCAGGAAAGCAGUGUGGGGUGAUGGAGCUGCUGGGGUUGAUCUUUCCGAAGGCCAACUUAACAACAAUGAUCGCUUGAAUGUCAAGGAUGGUGAAUUAAGUGAAUUGUCUCCAGAUAUGAGAACUACAGUGGAUGAAGUGGGUGAUUGUGUUGGCAUGCAUCCAAGGAGGUCUAGUUGGGGAAGAAAAAGCGGGAGUUGGGAAAUGUCGCCAGAAGUUAUUGCUCUAGCGGCUAGAGUGGGAGAGCCAAACCGUGCUGGUGGGAGUAGCGGCAGCAACCUUCCUACUGAAAACUGAAAUUCAUAGCUCUUAUCGUUAAGAGGCAACCAAGCAUACUUAAACAGGAUAGGGUUUGGAUGUGUUGCAUUUGGAGUGGAAUCUUUGAGGUUUGCAUCACAGUGACAAAACCUGCCUGGAGUGUAUUACCUGCAAUAUGGCAGUUGCCUCAUUUCUGCUGCGAGAUGGUGUUCAAGUGGUUAGCUCUGGUGCUAUUCAGGAAUGAGUGGUUUGUUUUGUGAGUUAGCUUUCUGUCUUUCUAGUUUGGAUUCCCUUUGCUUUCUGGUAUUUGUGAAAUUAGUUGGUGUCUACAGACUCCAUUCUUACAAGCUGGCCAAAAAGUGGAGGUGAUUGUGGUUUACCUGCCAUUUGGCGUACUUUACCAUUCAAUAUAUGCUUCAUCUAAAAUUUUGUUGGA
Tripterygium wilfordii is the source of this 1942-nucleotide messenger RNA. RefSeq names its product probable protein S-acyltransferase 7. Bases 226 to 1545 code for a protein of 439 amino acids. Gene Ontology annotation, molecular function: protein-cysteine S-palmitoyltransferase activity. The transcript is spliced from 5 exons. Gene Ontology annotation, biological process: peptidyl-L-cysteine S-palmitoylation; protein targeting to membrane. Lineage: Eukaryota; Viridiplantae; Streptophyta; Magnoliopsida; Celastrales; Celastraceae. Gene Ontology annotation, cellular component: endoplasmic reticulum; Golgi apparatus. The record is from RefSeq and is a predicted model, not a curated record.